This is a messenger RNA of Trichogramma pretiosum, 6113 nucleotides long. It is a transcript of the gene PIP5K59B, whose product is annotated as phosphatidylinositol 4-phosphate 5-kinase type-1 alpha-like. The record is from RefSeq and is a predicted model, not a curated record. The transcript is spliced from 19 exons. Gene Ontology annotation, molecular function: phosphatidylinositol kinase activity. Gene Ontology annotation, biological process: phosphatidylinositol metabolic process. Lineage: Eukaryota; Metazoa; Arthropoda; Insecta; Hymenoptera; Trichogrammatidae. Bases 1233 to 3860 code for a protein of 875 amino acids.
CGACGAGAAACAUGGCGUCGAGCGGUCAAUAGAUUACAACAGUCUCUCGAUUAAUAGGCGACUAUUUUCACGUCCUCGGGGCUAGCUCUCGAGCUGCUUUUUUCUUUACUGCUUUACUCAGCAGUAUUUGAGCUUAGGCAGAAAACGAUUCGCGAGACGGCGUCGUCAGCUGCCUCCCGAGUGUGUCUAUAGCGCGAUCGUAAUCCGCGUACAUCCGAGAGGUGCAUAUUAAACAGUACACGUAUGUGCAGCAGCAGCAGCAGCAGCAAGGUGCAGGGAUCGCUGCAGCAGCACGACGAGGACGUUCGCACGGCUCAAUGAACGCCUGGCUGGCUGCACAGCAGUGUGUAGUAACGUACGAGGCGCGAGCGAAAGUGUGUUCCGUGACAAGUGCGAGAGACGACGCGACUAGUACGAGUCGACGACGGCAGUGGUGUGCUCGCGGCCCGAACCAACGCCAAUUCUCGAAUCCGUGUGCUCUACAUGCCCGCGAGAUAUCUCGCUUAUCGUGCACACAUUGAUGUGCGUGUGAUGCCUCAACUGACGGCAAAAAAGAGAGUACAGCACUCGUCGCUUUCGAGUUAACAUUCCGCGAGAGCGAGAGAGAGAGCAGCCCCUCCCGUCGAUUCCCGAGCUAUGCAGCAGCGGCAGCAGCAGCAGACAUCGAAUCAUAAGAGCUAACGCCUUGAACUGCUCGAAAGCGUCGCGAGGAGAGCCAACCGAUGAUCGACAAAAGCUGUCAGGAUCUCGCAGUCCUGUCUCUAGUGUUAGAAGAAAAAAACGCCGUGGCGAAUCGAUAGCUUGUAAUUAGGCUUUGUUAGCGUAGCUAAUAGUUGAUAACGAGUUCGUCGUCGUCGUCGUCGUCGUCGUCGGCUCCCGAGGCAGUGAAAGUUUAUACACGAGUGUCAGUGUACGUUUUGUUGUGUUGUGUGUGCGUGCGUUAAAAUAAAGCGAGUAUAUAUUGUCAGUGCGUGCCUCGCUUCGGUAUGCGCCAAAGAGAACCGAGCGUGCCCUAGGCGCUGUCGUUGAGCAAUAUCAUCUCGCACGAAAUUCAGCGUGGAACAGCCCAGCAGCCGAUUCUCUCGUCAAGAAUGUGCCCAAGGCCCGAACGAUAGCCCAGAGAGCUAUAAACAAGCGCGUCGGCCGUACAACGCUCGUGUGCCAGCGUCCCGCAAGAGGCGACAAGAGCCAGCGCCGAGUCCAGUCGCUCCAGCGUAAACAAAAUCAGGAGGAUGGCUUCGGGCGACAACGUAGACGUCAUCGAGGUCGUGGAGACGAGCCUCGCGGCCCCUGGCCCGGCCAAUUCCUCGAGGGCCGCCGCCGAGCUCGACCAAAUGUCCGAUGCCGCCGGGGACGACUCCGGCGAGGAAGACCACAAAUCUGCGACUGAGGACAAACUUAAUGCUAAUGAUAUUUCUGCAGCUCAACAUGGUAAUGUUGAUAACAAAGUUGCCGGUAUGGCUAGAAACAAAUCUGAAAAAGAAAAGAAACUUGGUCACCGGAGAGUUGGAGUUGGCGGUGAAAUUACAUAUAAGAAGAUCCAAACGACACAAAUCAUGGGGUCAAUACAAUUGGGUAUUCAACAUGCCAUUGGUGGUUUGGCGAGCAAACCUGAAAGAGAUCUUCUUAUGCAAGAUUUUAUGACUGUUGAGACCACAAAUUUUCCUUCUGAAGGAUCAAAUCACACUCCAGCUCAUCAUUAUUUAGAAUUUAAGUUCAAAAAUUAUGCUCCUAUUGCAUUUCGUUAUUUUAGAGAUUUGUUUGGUAUUCAACCGGAUGAUUUUCUGAUGUCAAUGUGUAGUGCUUCUCUACGAGAAUUAUCAAAUCCUGGUGCGAGUGGAAGUAUUUUUUAUCUAACAGAUGAUGAUGAAUUUAUUAUUAAGACAGUGCAACAUAAAGAGGGUGAGUUUUUGCAAACUCUCUUACCAGGUUACUACAUGAAUUUAAAUCAAAAUCCAAGAACUUUACUGCCAAAAUUUUUUGGGUUAUAUUGUUAUCGUUGUAAUAGUAAAAAUGUUCGACUUGUUGCCAUGAAUAAUCUUCUGCCAUCAGCAGUCAAACUGCAUCAGAAAUACGAUUUAAAAGGCUCCACAUACAAGAGAAAAGCAUCAAAAUCUGAAAGGUCAAAAAAAUCACCAACUUACAAAGAUUUAGAUUUUAUGGAACAUCAUCAAGAAGGUAUAUUUCUCGAAUCUGAUACAUAUAAUGCGCUUAUCAAAACUAUUCAGCGGGACUGCAGGGUCCUAGAAAGUUUUAAAAUUAUGGACUACUCUUUACUACUUGGCAUUCAUAAUCUUGAUCAGGCUGCAAGAGAAAAAAAUGAGCAAAGAUUAUCUACGAGUGCGGAUGAAGAAACUGGAGAAUCCGGUACCGACGGUCCUCCUUUAUCUCAGGCAGAUAAAGAAAAAGAAAAAGAAGACAGACUAGGAGCCGUCGCUCUAAACAGAUCUCGUAGUAUAAAUCGACAAAGGCUCGUUGCACACAGUACAGCAAUGGAAAGUAUUCAGGCAGAAAGUGAACCGAUAGACGAAGAAGAUGACGUACCGCCGGGAGGUAUUCCAGCAAGAAACGCUCGAGGAGAACGAUUACUUCUCUUCAUAGGUAUUAUUGAUAUUCUUCAAAGUUACAGAUUGAAGAAGAAACUUGAACACACUCUAAAGUCUAUGAUUCAUGAUGGUGACACAGUAUCUGUACACCGACCUGGAUUUUAUGCUGAGCGCUUCCAAAGCUUCAUGGCAAAAACAGUCUUCAAGAAGAUUCCCUCACUGGACCUGCCCGAGAUAAAAGGAAACCAUCGAAAGUUCCGUAACCUCGUCUCCAGCUACAUAGCUCUUAAACAUUCCCCGUCGAAGAGGAAAAGCAUUUCGAAGCCAGCACGAGCACUGGAUGGUGAUUUCGACUCAACGGGAGUGACUGCAGCGGUCGCUACGACGACAACGGCGAUCACCGGCAGCGGUUCAAGCGUGCCAGGGCCGAUUGCCACGUCGACGCCGGUGAGCCUGGCCGCGGGACCGGUGAGUCCGCCACCCCUGCAGAGCAAGCACUCGGACGAUCGCUGCCAGCCAGCGUCGAACGCCCCUAGUAGUGCCUCUCGACAACAGUACCCGGCGGUGCUGAAGGGCAGCGGCGGCAUCAGGACUAGCGGGGCUGCGCCGCCCAACCCCAACAUCGUGCCGUCGAGCAAGGUGCCGCCUCCCGUGCCGCCCCGUGGAAGCGCCGCCAAAUCCUCCGGAUCGUCCUCGUCUGCUCGAGUUUGCGCAUUUUCCGUAGGUGGCACCCUUCCCUCUACCUGUUCCACGCCUCCCCCGCCUUUUGAUGAUGCUGUGCGGUCGAACGAUCAAACUCUGGCUUCCGGUGGCCAUUAUCCACAUCAUCAGCACCAUGGACCGACUAGCCCAUCCAUACUGACGAGUAGUUUGGCUGGCUCUCAUGUCGGUCGCAACAAAGUUGUUCACCAUGUGACUAUGGCAAAAACAUAUCACGACAGUGUAAGCAUAUCAGACGUGCAUCUUGAAAGCAGUUGCAGCAAUAGUAGUGGCGGUGGUAGUGGUAGCGGAGAUGGACGCCGCACAAAAUCCUCGCUGAGCGUUGAAAGCAGUAGUAGUCGGGGUGGAUGUGUUACGUGGACACCACCCGUGGGUAGUGCAGAAGGAUCGACACCUACCUGGACUGAAGGCACUCCAUCGUUCACUGAAAGCUCGAGCAGCGGUGAUAUUGGUUGUCCUACAACUCCCAUUAGAACAGAUCAACAAACGCCUAACGGUAGUCGGAUAGCAGCGUCAGUAGAAGAAGCAUUAACUAAUUUAACAACUGAAGUGGCAGUUUGGAAAGAACAGAUCGAUAAAAAAAAUGAACAAUAAAUGUUCGUCUAACUGGUGAUCUUUGUGAUCGUAAAGGAAAUUCUUCAUCGACAAUGAAUGCAGAUCUGCCCUAUCUGACACAAAAGCGACUAACAAUAUAUCUAACAACCAUCUCAAAGAACAAGAUGAUCAAAGAUACAGAGAAAUAAAAAAUUUGAUUUCCGCUUGUUUCUUGGUUAACUAAUUGUAGUAGUGAACGAAUGCGAACAUUUUUAUUAUGAAGCAUUUUUAUAGUAUACAUGAAUCUUUCAGAUAAAGCAAAGUAAAAUGAAAAAUGAUUAACAUUGAUAUCGUCUUUAAAACGUAACGAUUAAUAUAAUGGAUAGUCAUUUUAUCAAAUAUCCUUUGAAUAGUAACACAAGUACAUAAAAAGAAUCCUGUUAUUAGAUCACAAUAGCAUACGUAUUUUAAGUGGCUGAAUUCAACUUUCAUUCAAUUCAUUAUUUGGAUACCGAAAAUUUAAAAAAUGAUUACAUUCAUAUUGGAGCAUUAAUAGAUUAAUUAUAGACUAAACCAUUAACUCGUAUAAAGUGAUCAUAAUUAUGUCUUGAAAUAUUGAAUAUAAGUGGAGCGAGCUUUGAAUUAUAAUUCAGCAACUAGAAGAACUUUUAGGUAUGCUGUUGUGAGUCUCCGACAUAUUUUUUGUGACUAUGAAAGCUAAUAUGCACUCGUUACUAAACCAGCAACGUAAAAUAAAUUGCAAAGAAAAUGAAGUUUCUUUAUUGUUAUUUGUAAUAAUUUUAUUGUUAGAGGAGACUAGGUCCAAUUGACAUUGGAGGUAUGUUAGCAAAACGUCAUAUUUCUCUAAUAUCGAUUACUUGAAUCGAGAUGCUGCUAUCACAAGUUUGAAUACUAGAUAGUAUAAGGGUUUAUAGUGAUAGUGUCAUCUCGAUUCAAGUUAUCGAUAUUAGAGAAAAAAGCCGUUUUGCUAACUUACCUCCCAUGCUAACUGGUCCCUCUCUCCCCUACUGCUUGUUGGAAAUGAAUAAUAUUUUUAAUUCGUUCAAACCGAUAGAAUCAUUUCAAAAUUUUGAAAAACAUGGAUUUCAUAAUAGCUAUAAGUAUUUUAAAUUAAAGUGUCCUUUUUAAUAACUUAUUAAUCUUAGAGUUUGUAUAUUGAUCAAUAAACUUGAAUUUAUUGAGUGUUCAUUUUGAAAAAUGUGGCCUACUCCAUGAUAACUGCUCAAAUAAACUAAAUUUGGUAGAAAUUGAAGAGAAAUUUAAUUAAAUAAAAAAUAUUAAUUGUAGCUGAACGUCAAAUAUUAUUACAUCAGUGACGAAUGAUAAUGACAACUACAACAUUAAUAAUAAUGGCUGAACUUGUGAAUAGAAACCCAAAGCACUUGCAGAAUUGCCAAAAAGUUUAAUUAUUGUUAGUAUUUAAUAUUUUUAUAUGAGUGAUGGCUUACAAAAGUUUUGGUAUAACAGACAUUGAAAGAGAUUAAUAGUUAUUGAGAUUUAUUGAAACUAUUGAAAGCUAUCUAUACUGAUUUUAAAACGGCUUUCAUUGGAAAUAAACUUUCCCUCCAUAAUUAUUCAUUUACUAACCGUUUAACAAACACUUUUUUCUUUGAACUGUUAUUUACACCUCAAAUGUAAAUGGGGUAUGAUAUAAUAUUUCAGGUAGCAAUGAAUACUUGAGCUUCAUAUAAAUAUCGGAAUUAUUAUAAAAGUAAGCUUGUAAUAUACGUAUGUAUAGUAUACACUCUAUAAACUUAAUGGUUAAAAACGUUUCAAUUUGCUGAAGUACAUAAAAUUUUAAAUCAACAGUGACGAUCAAAGAAUAAAUGAAAAAUUUUGGUCGCAAACGAAUGUAUACACUGAAACAAUUAGCGCUGGGUGGAUUUUUCAGUGAAAAACCACUGUAAACUAAUUUCUUUAUGAAAAAUUUCUAUAAAAGUGGACGAAAAACUUUUGUAGUAACUAUUAUUUUAAUUUAGUGACAAAUUUUUGAAGUACAAAAUGUCCCUUUCAAAGCAUGCUUUUAAAAGUGAAGAAAUAAAAGUCGCUUUAACGAUUUUCAGUAUAAACUAUGCAUACAUGAAGACUAAAUUUGUGUCUUAAAAUCAGUCUACCUGUCGUUGCAUAAUUAAAUUACAAAUUCAAUUAUUAUCAGCAUAUCUACGUGUACAUUUGCAUAACUUUAAGCUCUUAUUACUCGAAAUGCAACAUGAGCCCGUAUUCAAAUAUUUAACUGGGAUUAUUUUAAAAUGAAAAACUAUCAUGUUCUGUCAUAAAAUAAUAUUGUAUAAG